AUGUUAGCCGAGCUACGUUCAAUAGUUCCACCAUUUCUAACCUUCACUACUAAGACCCAUUAUGCCAAGUACAACAGGAACCAUCAUACAUAUUCCAUUCGUAGCAGAAAAGAUGUUCCAAUCGGACAAGAACUAUUCGUUUUCCUUAUUUCAUUUGUUCUUUCUUUUUCCAGUUUCUUUAGCUUAUUUUUAGUCAUUCUUCUCAUUUUUCGUAUAUAUCUCCUUUCACAUUCUAUUUCCUUCUCUCCAUUCUUCUUUUUUCUCUUUCUUUAUUUAUGUAUUUUCACCAUCUUUUUUUUUCCUUUUUUUCCGGUUUGUAUUUCCUUCACUGUAUCCAUCAUUUUUUCUUUCAUUUUAGUUUCUUCUUCACAUACUUCCUGCUUUCUUUUUUACUAUUCUUCCUAUUUUCAUUCUCGUCCUCUUUUCAUUUUUCUCUUCUUUCUUUUUAACAUCGUAUAUUCAUUCUGCUUCUCCUUUCGUUUCUUUCUUUCAAUUGUUUUCUUUCUUUCUCUUUUGUUGCCUUUUUCGUCUUAUUCCCCAUUUUCCACUUCAAAUCUAGACAUCAUCUUCACCGCUUUUACUUUCAGUGCCAUAACCAUUAUUUGA
This is a messenger RNA of Acanthosepion pharaonis, 606 nucleotides long. NCBI's taxonomy places the organism in Eukaryota, Metazoa, Mollusca, Cephalopoda, Sepiida, Sepiidae. The record is from the annotation of a GenBank genome assembly.